Hydatigera taeniaeformis is the source of this 1446-nucleotide messenger RNA. Lineage: Eukaryota; Metazoa; Platyhelminthes; Cestoda; Cyclophyllidea; Taeniidae. The record is from the annotation of a GenBank genome assembly.
AUGGCGAUUCUACUCAAAAAUAUUUCUCAAAUAGUUAAUGUUACAAGAAACUCCAAACAAAUCUUUAUGGUGGACGGCUACGACCUCUUUUGCGUUACAAGUGACCCUGAUUCAAAGAGCAAAUAUGCUAUUCUCUUAGACAGAACGGGCAUAAUUUUCUCCGAAAUAUGUAGUAUGUAUGCUAAUCCUCAGCCAAUGCUUUUUGGUUUCGUUGUUCGUUUUAGCGAUGGAAACAUAUUAUCUUACGGCUCGGAAGACGUGAUUAUUUGCCCAAACUACGAAUACGAUACCGUAAUUGAUUGUAAAGGCGGUGCAGUUUUGCCAGGUUUCACUGAUGCCCACACCUAUCCGGUGUGGGGUGGUGAUCGCGAGGACGAUUUCUUUCAAAAGGUGGCUGGAGCUUCCUAUAUGGAAUUGAGCGAUAAUAUGAACUCCUCCGAGUUGGACUACACUGUCGAUCGGACUGCCAAUGCAAGUGAGGACAGCCUUUACGCAGCCACACUUGCAAGGAUACGGUCGAUGGCAAGCAAAGGGACAACAACCAUCGAGUGCAAAACGGACUAUAGUUUGAAUUGGGCUACGGAGAAGAAAAUUCUCAGGGUUCUCACGAGGCUUAAAAGGGAGAUCCCGUUGGAUAUAUCCAUAACUUACUUUGCGGCUAGCGUACUUCCAAAAAACUCAACAACUGAUGCGAUCACAGAAGACGUUGUCAAUACAAGAUUGCCAGAGUUACAAAGUUCAAUUGAAAAUGGAGAAAUCAUUGUAGACAAUAUUGACGUGAGGUGUGCUGAGGGUUUCUUUAACGUUGAACAGUCCAGACAAAUUCUUAGCAAAGCGCAGGCGAUGGGUCUUAAGCUAAACUUCCACGCCGAGAGCAUCUCUAACGGUUCAUCUGCGGAGGUGAGUCUGUCUGAUGAAUGGCAUGGCCGUUUUCAAAAAUCUGGUGUUUUGACCCUACUUGCGGCUUCGCUGAUGGCGCGAGCGGUGAGUCACUUGGACGAGGUGUCACCAGCGGGGGUGGCCGCCCUGACGGGUUCGCGCACAGCUGCGGUCCUUCUACCCACCACGACAUUGCUGCUCCGCCACCAACCCCCACCCGCCAUCGCCAUCGCUCAGGCCGGUGUGCCUAUCGCCCUUGGUACUGACUUUCGCGCCAACCUCUUUUGCACCUCUAUGCCUAUCGUGAUGUAUCUAGCCUGCACGACUUUGGGUAUGACCCUGGAGCAGGCCAUCACCGCAGCGACAAUCAACGCAGCUUAUAGCAUCGGUCUUUCCCACCGGGUGGGUGCCAUUACGGAGGCACGUCAAGGCGAUUUUGUGGUCAUCAAUACAAGGAGGUGGGAAAGCAUCAUAUUCAGACUGGGCGAAUCACAAGAUUUGAUUGAAUAUGUCAUCAAGAAGGGACGGAUCAUCUACUCCAAGACAACUGGUCACGUGAUCUUUUAA